Oryza brachyantha (malo sina) is the source of this 2145-nucleotide messenger RNA. Its product is annotated as probable indole-3-acetic acid-amido synthetase GH3.13. Lineage: Eukaryota; Viridiplantae; Streptophyta; Magnoliopsida; Poales; Poaceae. The transcript has 4 exons. The record is from RefSeq and is a predicted model, not a curated record. The coding region runs from base 1 to 1872 and encodes 623 amino acids. Gene Ontology annotation, molecular function: acid-amino acid ligase activity. Gene Ontology annotation, cellular component: cytoplasm.
AUGGAUCACCUAACAAUGACGUCCACGUCUGAAAAUGCGCUCGAUCACCAUGACGACCACGACGCUUCGUCGCCGGCGCUGCCGCCGAUGAUCCCGGGCUGCGACCCGCACGACGGCGCGGCGUGCCUGGAGCUCAUCGAGGUGCUGACCGCGCGCGCCGGCGACGUCCAGCGGCGCGUGCUCGGCGAGGUGCUCGCCAUGAACGCCGGCACGGACUACCUCCGCCGGUUCCUCGGCGACGGCGGCGAGGCCGACGCCGCGGCGUUCAAGGAGCGCGUUCCGGUGGUGGAGUACGAGGACGUGAAGACGUACAUCGAGCGCAUCGCCAACGGCGCCCCGUCGUCGCUCAUCUCCUCCAAGCCCAUCACCGAGCUCCUCACGAGCUCCGGCACGUCGGGCGGGCAGCCGAAGCUGAUGCCGGCGACGGAGGAGGAGCUCGACCGCAAGACCUUCCUCUACAACCUCCUCGUGCCGGUGAUGAACAAGUACGUGGAGGGGCUGGACGAGGGGAGGGGGAUGUACCUGCUGUUCGUGAAGCCGGAGAUCACGACGGCGUCGGGGCUGGUGGCGCGGCCGGUGCUGACGAGCUACUACAAGAGCCGCCACUUCCGGCGGCGGCCGGACAGCCCGUACACGCGGUACACGAGCCCCAACGAGGCCAUCCUCUGCCCGGACAGCCGCCAGAGCAUGUACGCGCAGCUGCUCUGCGGCCUCGCCCGCCGCGGCGAGGUGCUCCGCGCCGGCGCCGUCUUCGCCUCCGCCUUCCUCCGCGCCGUCAAGUUCCUCGAGGGCCACUGGCGCGCGCUCUGCGACGACAUCCGCGCCGGCCGCGCCGACCCGGCCGUCGUCACCGACGCCGCCUGCCGCGACGCCGUCGACGCGGUCGUCUCCCGCCCCGACCCGGACCUCGCCGACGCCAUCGCCGCCGAGUGCUCGGUCGGGUCGUGGCGGGGCAUCGUGCGGCGGCUGUGGCCGAGGACCAAGUACAUCGACGUCAUCGUGACGGGCUCCAUGGCGCAGUACAUACCCCUCCUCGAGUUCUACGGCGGCGGGCUGCCGCUGGUGUCGACGAUGUACGCCUCGUCGGAGUGCUACUUCGGCAUCAACCUCCGGCCGCUGGACCGGCCGGAGGACGUGGUGUACACGCUGCUGCCCAACAUGUGCUACUACGAGUUCAUCAAGGUGGAGAAGGACGGCGAGGAGAUCCGCGACGGCGAGGUGGUGGACCUCAUCGACGUCGAGGUCGGCGGCUACUACGAGCUCGUCGUCACCACGUUCACAGGGCUGUACCGGUACAGGGUGGGCGACAUCCUGCAGGUGGCCGGGUUCCACAACGCGGCGCCGCAGUUCCGGUUCGUGCACCGCCGCAACGUCGUCCUCAGCGUCGACACCGACAAGACCUCCGAGGACGACCUCCUCCGCGCCGUCACCGCCGCCAAGCCCCUCCUCGACCCGCUCGGCUGCGUCCUCGCCGAGUACACCGCCUACGCCGACACCUCCUCCAUCCCGGGCCACUACGUCCUCUUCUGGGAGCUCACCCCUCCUCCGCCGUCCCCCGCCUCCGCGCGCGUUAUGGCCGCCUGCUGCGCCGCCGUCGAGGCCGGCCUCGACGCCGUCUACCGCCGCUGCCGUAGCCGCGACCGCUCCGUCGGCCCGCUGGAGAUCCGCGCCGUCGCGCCGGGGGCCUUCGACGCGCUCAUGGACCUCUGCGUGUCGCACGGCUCGUCGGUGAACCAGUACAAGACCCCCCGCUGCAUCAAGCACCCCGACGCCAUCGCCGUCCUCGAGCACCGCGUCGUCGGCCGCUUCUUCAGCGACGCCGUGCCGCACUGGGAGCCGCUCAAGGUCGACGCCGCCGCCGCCGACACCUGAUCGCAUGCAACAACGUCGGCGAUGAUGAUGAUGAUGAGAUGGAUGGUUAAUUGGAGUAAAACCAAAUGCAAGUAGAUAAAUUGAUCAUUAUGUGUGUGUGCGUGUUUAAUUACUUAAUUCCGUCUUCAGAUUUUCACAGUUCGAGAUUAUUGGUCAUUAAUUAAUUGUUAAUUAUUAGGGGCCAUGCACGCAUAGCCUGUAAUUGUGUAAUGUCAAAUAUUGCUCAUUGACUCCAUCCCAAAAUUGUUGGUUAAUUAAUCAAGAUGAUUAGGU